GCCAGGAGGAAGGCGCUCUUGCAGAAACGCUAUUCAGAGAUGCGUGGUUGCCUGUUUGGCUGCUGUACCUUUAUAUUUCAAGCUCAUUAGAGAGGAAGGAGGAUUUAGUGACAUGUGGCCUUGGAACAAACCACUAGACUGGGGCUCAGGAGGUCUGGGGUCUACCUGAGGCAGUGUGACAGCUGUGUCUCUUCCUCUCUGGGCCUUGGUUUCCCCACUGGAAAAAGAAACACAAGACUUCGCUCUACCUGGUUUUUGUUAGAGGUGACCUUGGAGGACCCAGGGAUGUGGACCACGAGUUCCUGGGAGAAGUUCUGUCUCUGAAUUGCAGCUGACAGUGAAACAUCACCCCCUCAAGUCUGGAGAAGGGUCAGUGAAUGAAACCCUCGACGGUUUAUCCAAGUACUGCAUCUGUCCGGACUACCUGUUGGGAAGAUGACAAAUUGUACUGUCUGGUGGCAAAGCAUCGCAAUCUCAGGCGUGACCUUUACCAUGUAUAUAGUUCCCUUGAUUGGCUUCUACAUCAUGCUCAGCAGAAAAAUAGACAAGCACUCCUGUCAUAAUGAGGCAAGGAGCAGUGGCAGCACAGAAGCAAAGCAAGAGCCAGUCAAAACACCUCCGGCAGCAGCAGGGGAUGCGCCAAGAGUAACCUAUGAGGAUGACAGUGAAACCUCCUCAGAAACAUCCGAGGACUCGGAGAGCAGCCCCUCCGCCGCGCAGGGCCCGACAUCACAGGAAAGCAUCAGUUACACCACCCUCCUCUUUCCAGCCCCAGGACGUGGCACAGGCUCUAGCGGGGACUACGAGAACAUGAAGGCCGCGACAGAUUACGUCAAUGUGGAUCCCAAAAAGCAGAAAGUGGAUUUCUGGGUCUGCUCGAGCCCUACAACCUCCAAAUCGAUCGAAUACACUGAAGUGAAGCUGUGAUAAUGCAGCUAUUGCUGGCCAAGCUCUACAGGGGCAGAGCCCCUCUCGGCUGCCCCAGUGGCACCUCCACAUCUGUUUAUAGAGCCAUUUUCCUCCGCACUGUUACACAGUGCCUGCCAAGCAGAAAGACUUAUCUUCUUUACCCUGCCUCCUGUGACCGUGCAUGGUAUCUUUUUCUUUCCUGCACCUUGCUAAGCUUGGGGCCUCCAAUACAAUGUGAGAGCGAGUGUCACCAGCUCUGAAUGCUGUAUGGAAGAGAAAGCAUGCCUUCCCUCAGCCUUGGAUGCACUUUUCAGUUUCCUUGAAUGCCCCUUGUUCUCACACAAGGGAAGGAGCUGAUAAGCCCCCUGUGCUUGUAAUCAAGCAUCAAUCCAGCCUCAGAGGAGAUGAGCCAAAGGAGCUGAAGUGCUCCCUUGACUUAUGCACCCGUAAUAAAACCCUUUGACAUCCAUUUCCCAAACCUGCUUUGCCCUUUCUAUUUGGCAAGGGCUGAUUAUUUUCCUUCUUUCCUUUAACUUUUGAAAGACCUUGACUACUGAGAGGAAGCUCACCAUGCAUUUCUGCAGGCAA
Molecule: messenger RNA, 1497 nt
Organism: Alligator sinensis (Chinese alligator)
Lineage: Eukaryota; Metazoa; Chordata; Crocodylia; Alligatoridae
Gene: RHEX
Product: regulator of hemoglobinization and erythroid cell expansion
Exons: 9
Coding region: 436-927 (163 amino acids)
Source: RefSeq, a predicted model, not a curated record